AUGGUCCUCGACGCCAUUGGGAUCGGCCUCGGCGCCGCCACCUUUGCCGCCGACCUGACUCUCGCCAUCGUCAAGCUCAAGCAGUUAUGGGACGAAGUCAAGGACACCCCCGAUGAAAUCGCGAGUAUUCUUGAAAACCUCCAAGUCAUCGACUUGAUCAUUGGAUACGGAGCUGCAAAAAUCAAAUGGUUUCAAGAGGCGCUCGCCUCGAUCAAAAUUGUGCUCCAGAAGUCCACCUUCCAGCAUCUUGAGAAGAAGCUCCAACGAGCCCUGCAGACGUUGGACUUGGCCAUCCGGAAUUUCGAACUGUAA
This is a messenger RNA of Verticillium nonalfalfae, 312 nucleotides long. RefSeq lists its product as uncharacterized. The transcript is spliced from 2 exons. NCBI's taxonomy places the organism in Eukaryota, Fungi, Ascomycota, Sordariomycetes, Glomerellales, Plectosphaerellaceae. The coding region runs from base 1 to 312 and encodes 103 amino acids. The record is from RefSeq and is a predicted model, not a curated record.